Messenger RNA from Limulus polyphemus (Atlantic horseshoe crab), 1955 nucleotides. RefSeq names its product synaptogenesis protein syg-2-like. The annotation marks the transcript as partial. The transcript has 8 exons. Lineage: Eukaryota; Metazoa; Arthropoda; Merostomata; Xiphosura; Limulidae. The record is from RefSeq and is a predicted model, not a curated record.
CUUCCAUCCUUUACACAGCAGUUGUACGUGGUAAAGUGGCUCUUCCAUGUGAUAUCUCCUCCCCCUCCACUGAUGACUCCGCAGCUCUGAUCCUCUGGUAUAAAGAUGAUUCUGCUCAGCCUAUUUACACCUUGGACUCCCGCCAGGGUAACGCGGACCAAGCCCGCCAGUCCUCCGGUCCUCAGCUGGAGAACCGAGCUUAUUUUAACAUGAUCAACAGACCUGCUUUCUUACAGCUGGAUCCAGUGAAGGAAGAGGACGCUGGAGAAUACAGGUGUCGAGUAGACUUCCAUAAGGCCAGGACUGUUAACACCGUCAUUACUUUAAAAGUUAUAGUUCCUCCGAAAGAACCUGUAAUCACCAACGAACAAGGUCGGCAUCUUAAAGGCUUGAUAGGACCUUUUAACGAGGGACAAUCUCUGAAUUUAAUCUGCCACGUCAGCGGUGGUAAACCUCGCCCGUCGGUGACUUGGUGGCGAGAGUAUAGUAUUCUAGACGAUGAUUACGCUUUUACACCGGAGGAUGUGGUGAAAAACCAGUUGAAAAUUACUGAGUUGAAACGUCACGAUUUAUUGGCAAUUCUCACGUGCCAGGCUUCGAAUAACAAUAUCACAGUACCAUCGUCAAGUGCAGUGACGCUCGAUCUAAAUUUAAAACCAGUGGAAAUUAAAAUUCACCCUUAUCAACGACCCCUGCCGGCAGACAAAGAAGUCGAUUUGACAUGUUCUUCCAACGGUUCUCGUCCAGCAGCAAAGAUUACUUGGUGGAAAGACGAUAAACAGAUGCAACAUACCAGAGAGAGCGUAAAUCGCGCGGGGGUCAGUACAAGUAUAUUGACGUUUGUGCCAUCUGUUGAGGACAAUGGAAAGCAUUUAAACUGCAAAGCAGAAAAUCCUCAAAUUCCGGAUUACAUUAUAGAAGACAGUUGGAAAUUAGAGAUUUUCUUUCCUCCUCAAGUGACCCUUCACCUCAGAAUAAAUCCUGCGUCCGAAGAGACUCAAGAAGGAAAUGACGUAUACUUAGACUGUAGCAUCCAGGCGACUCCUUGGGUUCAUUCUAUCAGUUGGCAGUUCGAAGGACAAGAAUUAACAAACAAUUUUACCCCUGCAGUCAACAUUAAUAACCAAACACUCGUUCUACGGCGCGUCCAGCGUUCUCAUAGAGGCUACUUUACCUGUUCAGCAAGCAACACUGAAGGGUUGGGUAUUAGCAACAAAAUUUUCAUUGAUGUUAAAUACGCUCCUCAGUGUCAGUUAGGACAAAAAACAACCUACGGAGUCGCGAUACGAGAGACCGUCGCUGUAUCAUGUAACCUAGAUGCCGAUCCGGAUGACGUCACUUUCAGCUGGUUGUUUAAUAGUUCCACUAAACAGUCAAGUCAAAUACAAUACAGCAACAACAAAACCCAGAGCGUCGCUACCUUCACACCAGAGACGCACGACGACUACGGGUCAUUACUGUGCUGGGGUACAAAUGACAUUGGUAUACAACGGAAACCAUGUAUUUUCACUGUAGUUCCUGCCGGUCCUCCAGAGGUCUCCGUACAAUUGCUCAGUUUUGAAUCAGACGGAAAGUCUGAUAUACUUAGAAUGUGUGGAAGGGAACAACGGAGGACUGAGUGCAGAUUUCAUUCUAGAGGUGUUCAGUGUGGGCCAUGGCAAGUUGCAGGCCAAUAUAACGUCCCCGAUACCCAUGUUUAUUGUGAGAGGACUUCCCGCAGGAACUGCCCUAAGACUUCUUGUGUUUGCUGCUAAUUCAAAAGGUCGCAGUGAACCAGUAAUCAUAUCAGCCACAACACUCAGACCAGCAGAAAAACUCAUGGAUAAGAGUCACCCUCAGAACCACGUAAUAAUUCGACCGUUGUUCACCAUACUCAUUGCUAUCGUGGCUACUCUUGUCCUCAUAACCGUUGUUGUUGUAAUAGUCUUGAAAGUGAAGAAUAGAAAACAACAGUC